Salvia miltiorrhiza (redroot sage) is the source of this 2095-nucleotide messenger RNA. RefSeq names its product rho guanine nucleotide exchange factor 8-like. Lineage: Eukaryota; Viridiplantae; Streptophyta; Magnoliopsida; Lamiales; Lamiaceae. The record is from RefSeq and is a predicted model, not a curated record. Gene Ontology annotation, molecular function: guanyl-nucleotide exchange factor activity. The transcript is spliced from 6 exons. The coding region runs from base 291 to 1745 and encodes 484 amino acids.
GCUAUGGAUGCUUUCCCGGGCUUCUUGGGCAUGCUCGAAAAGCUGAGCCAUUCAUUAUUGUAUGUGUUUCUCUCUCCAUUUUAGAAACCUGCUGCUAAUCAGGUCAUCCAAUUGCACCCCUCCAAAAAAGAAACAAGUUGGAAAAAACAAAAUCAAAUCGAUGUUUUCCUGGCAGUAGUCUGCCAUAGUUUGUCUGCAAAUGAUUGGAAGGGAAACUGUUGAGAAUAUAUAUUAAGUAGAGAGAGAGAGAGAAAUUAAGAUGCAAGCAUACAGCAGUGAAGAACAAGAAGAUGGAGAGACUGUUGAAUCUAUGGAAGGUGAGCAAGCAGAAAGUGUUAGUGAGAAGGAGAGCGCCUGCGUUGUUAGUAAUGGGGCAGCAACAGAGGCAGCAGCAGCAGCUCCUGCAAAGAAGAAGCAAGUUUCAGGUGUUCCUCACAUUCUGUUGUGAUUGCAUACAUCGAUUUAUUAGUAAAAGAGGCGACAAAGAUAAAGAUCUUGAGGAUCCUUGUCUGAAUUUGACGUUGCUUCCAUUUUUUGGUCUAGAAAUGGACAUGAUGAAGGAGAGGUUUGCCAAGCUGCUCCUCGGCGAGGACAUGUCCGGCGGCGGCAAGGGCGUCUCCUCCGCGCUCGCCUUGUCCAACGCCCUCACCAAUCUCGCCGCAUCUGUUUUUGGAGAACAAUGUAAGCUAGAACCCAUGUCUGAAGACAGGAAGGCAAGGUGGGUGAGAGAAGUAGGAUGGCUCGUCUCUGUCACUGAUUACAUUGUCGAAUUCGUUGCUUCUGAGCAGAAAGGAAAAGAUGGAACUAACAUGGAGAUAAUGGUGACGCAGCAAAGGAAAGACCUCUUAAUGAACAUCCCAGCCUUGCGCAAGCUUGACACCAUGCUCCUUGACACUCUGGAUAACUUCAAGAACGAGCAAGAAUACUGGUAUGUCUCAAAAGAUGCUGAGGAGUCUGAGAAAGGGUUUCAGAGAGGAGAUAAAUGGUGGCUGCCUACCAUCAAGGUUCCCCCAAAGGGCCUCUCCGAAGAUUCCAGAAUCUUCUUGCAGAAGCAGAAGGAAUCCGUCGUUCAAGUCCUCAAGGCAUCCAUGGCUAUCAAUGCUCAGAUUUUAUCAGACAUGGAUGUCCCUGAAUCCUACAUGGAAACCCUUCCAAAGAAUGGGAAAUCAAGCCUAGGUGAUUCAAUCUACAAAAGCAUAACUGAUGAGGUGUUUGAUCCUCAACAGUUCCUCUCAACCUUAGACUUGUCAUCUGAGCUCAAAGUGGUUGAUAUCAAGAAUAGAAUUGAGGCAUCUAUUGUAAUAUGGAAGAGGAAAAUGAAUCACAAGGAUGCCAAGGCUUCAUGGGGUUUCACAGUGAGCACAGAGAAGAGAGAGCUGUUUGAGGAGAGAUUAGAGACAAUCCUGCUCCUAUUGAAGCAUCAGUUUCCUGGUCUUCCUCAAUCUUCACUUGACAUAACCAAAAUCCAGUACAACAAAGAUGUAGGGCUAGCGAUCCUCGAGAGCUAUUCAAGAGUGCUGGAGACGUUGGCCAACACGGUUAUGUCACGUAUAGAGGAUGUUCUCUAUGCUGAUUCCAUGGCUCAAGAGUCUGCCACGGGGACGGCACCAACAGAGAGCAACAUCCCGGGCACAGGAGACGAGCCGGCUGAGAAGAUGAGUUGUGCUGCAAACACACCCACUUCAAGGACACUCUUGGAUUUCAUGGGGUGGGGAGUUGAGCCUAAUGAGGCACAAGUGAAAUAAGAAAAUUUGUUGUUAUGAGGUUUGGGGAAGGAAUGACAAGUGUAUUUUGUAGUUCAUCUUUAUUUGCAUGAGGUGAAGCUGAUGAUAACAGGAUAAGGAGAUGUCGAUUACUUGGAAAAAUGGUUUAUGUACACAAGAUUGUUGUAUAAAUGUUUGAUAUUGUACAUAGGGUGAUGUUCUUUUUCUUUUUUCUUUUUUUUGGGACGGAGAUAAGUUGAAGUUAUAGAAAUAGAGAGCUGUGUGAGGGAAAACCAAGGCUGAUUAGGAUGAUUAUGAACUUCUCUGGAGGACUGUGUCAUGACUACAAAUAGAUACCACUUACGUGAUGAAAUACAUAUUUUUGGCAUCAA